ACCUCUUACCACUGGUUUCUUUGUGGCAGGAAAACGGAUCCUUGGGGACCCGACUAACAGUGAUAGAACUCCCAUAUCACACGGUGGGGCGUGUCGUGAUUAAAGCAACAGCCCAGUCACGUGAAUGUAGCAACCCUGAAUAUUGAAGCUGGAGAGACUCUAGAAAAGGAGAGAAAAAAGGCCACUAUCGUGGGACAAGGAACAUAAUACUGGUACCAAACCCUCUCUCUGCCUGUCUCAUCUCUCUCUCUCUCUCUUUCGUCGUCGUCUCUUCUAUUAUACACACACGUGCGCGCACACACACACACACACACACCAAUUUUUCUCUCUCUUUGUUCACAACCUAUUUCACAUCGACGUGCCCACUUUCACAUUAUAUAAAAUUGGAAAGAGAGCGAAUUAGUCGAAGGGAGAGAAAGAUUUCUGUUUUUUUUUUGUUUUUUUUUUUCAAAUAGGAGUAGAAAGAGAGAGAGGGGGAGCGUAUGAAGAGGAGGAGGAGGAGGAGGAGAGAGAGUAAAAGCAAGGCAUAAUUAUUACUGAAGAAGAAGGGAGAGAAGAGAAAGAGGAGUAGGAGAAACAGAAAACAAAAACAAAAAAAAGAAGAAAAAAAGAAAGAAAGAAAGAAAGAAAGAAAGAAAUAGAAAGCAAACGAUGAAGCAGGUUGGCACCAGCUUCGAUUUAUGAUAACUUCUACUGAGAGCAUUAAAUAUUUCCAGAAAGCAAAAAACAUUUCCUGAGAGAAGCCCAAAGAUCUAGUAUGGCCGCUACUGUCCUCAGGGGUCGGAAUUCACUCGAAACGACUUCUAUCUACGUUUUACUGGCUUCCUGUAUUUGUCUGUCUCUAACACAGCCGACUGUUCGCCAAAUACGUUUUUCUGGCGAUGGCUGUUUCGGUCGAAUUAAGUGGCCGCAUCACCCGUUUCGUAGAUUUCACCGUGAGUGGAAGAAUCUGGUGGAAUCUGUACUGAUCGAAGUGAAACGACAGACAAACGAAAACAACGAACUACGCCAUGAAGUGGAACAGCUUCGGAACACGAGCGCUCAAUACAAGCAAUUGCUGAUGGAUCUGGCUUCAAAUGUGAACAUACUCGUAAAGACACUGGUCGGUAAAGAACAACAACAACAAUAUCAGAAACAGCAGAAACAGCCAUGUUCGUGUGAGUCCAUCGUUGACAACGCAGAGCUCGAAUCCAUGGCCAGCGUGACGCUGAACCCUGAUUUCGCAGUGGACGAAGACAAUAACAAAAAGAAACCUUCGUCCCGUUACGCCAACCGGAUUAUCGAGGAUAACACCAUUCUGUCUAAUUAUGGUUCGGGUGGUAAUGAUUUACGAAAAUCUAAAGUGGAAUCACCCAAGAGCCCAACCACAGACACCUAUAACGACGGACCCAUUACAAGGCAGUUUUUAAUCAAUGGAUCUUACCCGAAAGGUAUGUAUGAAUGCAUAUUUAUAUAUAUUAUUCUGAUUUGCUUGUUUGUGUUUCCGAUGUUUAUAAUACAUUUUUCACAGCAUGAUAUUACCGUGUGCAAUUGA
Messenger RNA from Octopus sinensis (East Asian common octopus), 1534 nucleotides. RefSeq lists its product as uncharacterized. Bases 758 to 1534 code for a protein of 258 amino acids. The record is from RefSeq and is a predicted model, not a curated record. NCBI's taxonomy places the organism in Eukaryota, Metazoa, Mollusca, Cephalopoda, Octopoda, Octopodidae. The transcript has 2 exons.